UCUGCAGUUCUGCUCUCGUCUGCAACAGCCAUUCUCGUCCGCUAGCAAGUACUGUUUUGGACUCAACUUCAGCAUGGAAGCAGAAAUUGCUGGAGUGAUUAUUGGAGUGAUGGUCGUUGUCUUCGCUAGCGUCGUCGUCGUUACCUUUUGUCGAAGGACAACUAGAAGCAAGAACGAGUUGAUCAUUGACAAACUUAACACAACGGGAUGUCGUUGGUUACUCCGACUUCUAUUCGACAUUCCCCGCAUGAUAUUCGUCAUCUACCUAGUAACGUCUCUAUUCCAGUCCGGACUAGACGACCACACGUUUGACCAUCCACUCGUUUACAUUUCAAUCGGAGCCAUAGACGUCGUCGUCUUCGUCUUAUAUUUGCUCUGCAAAUGCGCAUGCUGCAAGAUGUCCGGCCCAGUAUUCAAAGAACAAGCAAAUGUCUAUCUCUUCUACUCGUUGACACUUGGAUUUCCGUUCGGAACGGCCACAAAGAUAAUGGGCAUGUUACAUCUAGGAGGAGUAAACAUACCACGAGAUUCUAUCCCUGUUCCUUACCUAGUUGAAAUAGCAAUAGUGACUCUGGUCGUUCUAGUGCUCCAAUGCUAUGUCCUUUUACAGCCACACAAAGAACGGUCAAAGUGUUGGAAAUGUUUGGUUAUGGGAGGCUUCUAUCUGUUGCUUGCUUACUUGGUUUUCUUUUGGUUGUUUACCUUCUCUCUACUGUACCACGCCGGUUUCUACCAAAAUCUGACGAGUUACCACAUGAAGUACUGGAUGGUUUGUCUCCUGCCCGAAUGGAGCAUCGCAGCCGGGGCAUUUGUGUACGAAAUUUCUAAUGUUUGGCUGCUCUUUUUGGAAGACGAAGCUGAACUAAAAAAGUCACGAUGUUAUCGACUUCUUUUCAUGACUCCAAACAUUUUACUGCUUGUCGGAUAUGUCGCUGUUGCUCUUGUUCUCACCGCUCAAGCAGACGGUCUAUUAACUGAUGGCAGCAGCGUACAGACGCUUGUCAUCGUUACUGAAUGUGUAUGUCUGGUGCUCGUUGUGGUGGCUGGAGCAUUCGCAAUGUGCUGGCGUCCUACAAGAUCCAACAAAAUCCAUGUACAACCCCGCAGGGAUACAUCGGUGAUGCCUAAGAGUCGUCAGAUCGAGAUUCCGCUGAAAGAACCAGCAAUGACACGCACACGCACACAUCCACGAGUACAUCCAGGCACACACCCAGCCACACACCCAGCCACACACAUACGGUCUCACCCACGCACACACCCACGUUCACACAUACGCGCACACACACGCACAUUGCCGUCACUUAAUAACCCAACACAUUCUUCGACGUCUGAUUCUCAGAAUUAUUCCAAGCCGACCGAGCAACGGCUAAGUCCAACUGACGAUGGACAAACAAGCAGUCGGUACUACUACAAUAUUUCGGGUGGACGAUUACAUGAUGGCACUAGAGUACUCCCAGAUGCGUGGCAGUGAUUGGUCUGGGUUGUGUAAUGUCUAUAUAGCACCACAAUGUAUACCUAUGUAUUAACUUGUAUAACUAUAGAUAUACACACUUAGCAAGCACUCUACACUAUGUAUGUUUGAACGUUAAUUACACAUGUAUAACAUAGUAUAGUACAAACAUUCAAAAAUA
This is a messenger RNA of Corticium candelabrum, 1631 nucleotides long. RefSeq lists its product as uncharacterized. The record is from RefSeq and is a predicted model, not a curated record. NCBI's taxonomy places the organism in Eukaryota, Metazoa, Porifera, Homoscleromorpha, Homosclerophorida, Plakinidae. The transcript is spliced from 3 exons. Bases 74 to 1471 code for a protein of 465 amino acids.